AUGGAUGAAAAGAUACUCAGAGAAGGAGAUGGGUUUUAUAAAGUACAGAGUAAUGAUGAUUAUUUUAUGUCUAUUGCUGUUUUAACUGCCAAGAGAAGUUUAGAUCCAGUUCUUAAGGUUGGAUCAUGUAUUGCAGAUAGAAAUGAUAAACUAGUUAGUACAGGUUUUAAUGAUAAGACACCAGGUGGAGCUAGUUUACCUUGGCCUGAAAAAUCUAAUAAUAACAUAGACAAUAAAAGAUUCAUUGUGUGCCAUGCAGAAGUAACAGCUAUAGUGAAUAGUAAAGUAAAAGAUUUAACUGGUUAUAAGAUAUAUAUUACUCAUAAUCCUUGUAAUGAAUGUUCUAAACUCAUAGCACAAUGUGGUAUAAAACAUGUUAUAUAUCUACACGAAUGGAAACCAGACCAACCUAAAUAUCAAGCUGCCCGGUUAAUAUUACAAGUAGCAGACUGUAAUCUCAGAAAAUAUCAAGGACCAUUAUCUCAAUUUAAAUGUAAACUUUAG
Messenger RNA from Lottia gigantea (owl limpet), 504 nucleotides. RefSeq lists its product as hypothetical. The transcript has 5 exons. The record is from RefSeq and is a predicted model, not a curated record. Lineage: Eukaryota; Metazoa; Mollusca; Gastropoda; Lottiidae. The coding region runs from base 1 to 504 and encodes 167 amino acids. Gene Ontology annotation, molecular function: zinc ion binding; hydrolase activity.